Epinephelus fuscoguttatus (brown-marbled grouper) is the source of this 11041-nucleotide messenger RNA. RefSeq names its product protein FAM171B (gene fam171b). The transcript is spliced from 8 exons. Bases 4266 to 6698 code for a protein of 810 amino acids. Lineage: Eukaryota; Metazoa; Chordata; Actinopteri; Perciformes; Serranidae. The record is from RefSeq and is a predicted model, not a curated record.
UGUUGACAUAAUAUACUAUGACUUUUUUUUAAAUAUACGAUGGUAUGACUUUUCUGUUUUUGAAACAUACUUACUAUGAAUGUUUUUUUUUUUUUUAACUUUUUACUAAAACUCGGUACAUGACAUACUACGGUUUUUUCAACAUUCUUUACUAUGCCUUUUUGAGUUUUAUUUACAUAUCAUACCAUGACUUUUUUCAAUCCUCCCCGUUGUCAGUACCUGGAGCGGUCCAAACAGUCCCGGAGUACUGGGGCCAGGAGGGGAGAGUGUCUCCAUUUCUCAGAGGCACAAACAAGGGGUUAUGCAACAAAAAAGUCAGAACCAGCUGAUUUAACUGAAUAAUCUAAAAGUGAGAGUAAAUCCCUAAACAAGAAGAAUCUGGAGACUUGCAACUAAGUCAGAGGGCCCACAAACAACAUGGACGAAAGGUAGAAAAUAACUAAAAGGGUGCAAAAACAAAAGAGCUGAAGCAAAUACACUUUUACUGAAGAAAGUUGAACCACUUUAGCCUACUCUCAAUUCAUCUCCAGUCUCUUUAGUUAUUGCAUCCUUUCAGUUUAAUUCUACUUUCCAUACUGUACCGAAGGUUUUUCACUCUUGUGCCCUUAGUUGCAAGUUUCUGCAUUCUUUAUGCCUUUCAAUUAAAUAUCAGCUGGCUGUGGUUCUUUGUUGCAGAACCUGACCUGAAAAAGUUGAGAAAAGACCCACACCUUAUUGCCACGGUCAAUCCCACCAUGCCACUGAGAACCCUUUGCACUGGUAUCCUUUCUCUAGGCACAUUUAACCUUUUCAUUUCGGAAUUGGACUUUAAAAUUCAUUUGACUUGGAUAAGGAUCAAACCAAGUAUCUCAGGACAUCCAAACAGGCAUGUAGCAUUGUGAGCUAUUGGAGUUCACACCUCCACUGUGUUUCACAAAGCCUUUCACUCUCUCCUCUGGACAUUGGCCUUUAAAAUUCACUGAGCCUUGUUAAGGAUUGAAGCCCCAACCUGCCUGACAACAACUCCCUCAACAAGAAUACGUUCCUUAUAAACAGGUACAAAAUGAUGACUUUUCAGUUUAGGAUUCAGACCUGAACAUGGAACUUCAGGUAUUACAAGGGUCUGUCUAUCACACUGAGCUACCUUACUGCUACACAUACUGGAACAUAAAUCUCAUCCAGAGUACAGUGCAUCUUUAGCUGUAAUCUGGUUUGACCUCACACUUCCACUGUUUUUCAUGAAGCCUUUCGCUCUCUCCCCUGGACAGCAGCCUUUAAAUUCACUGAACCUUGACAAGGAUUAAAGUUAGAACCUUGGGACUUCCAAUCAAUCAAUCAGUUUUAUUUAUAAAGUCCUCACAAAUUACAAUUUGCCUCAAAGGGCUUUACAGCAUUAGACAUUCCUCUGUCCUUAGGACCACAGAGGAUAAGGAAAAACUCCCCCCAAAAAACCCUUUAACGGGGAAAAAAAUGGUAGAAACCUCAGGAAGAGCAACUGAGGAGGGAUCCCUCUUCCAGGACUGACAGACGUGCAAUAAAUGUUGUACAGAACAGAUCAACGUGAUAAAUUAACAGUAAUCCGUAUGACACAGUGAGACAGAAGGAGAGACAGAGAGAGACCGAAAGAGAUGCAGGACAGACAGUAAUGACAGUAGCUUACAACAACAUUAAUUUAAGUAAUAAUAUUAUAAUUAUAGUUCUGGUUACUGUGGUACAAUAUGUUGUAGGUAUAUAUUUAUAUAUUAAUAAAUGACAGUAUAUGUAUGUGACAAUAAUCGUGUAUAUGACAGUAGAAGUAUGACUAAUGAUAACAGCAGCGGUGGGGGGCAUCUGGCAGGACCACGGCAGCGGCACAACCACACACGUCACAUCAUCCAGGCACCGCUGCAAUAUGAGUUAACCUGAGAGACAGUGGAGCACAAAGGCUCUGGAGAAGAAGUCGAGUUAGUGACAUGCAGUAGAGCUCUAACCUUCAAACCAGUCCUCUAUCUCCCCGAGCUAAUGAGCUGGAGACACUCAGCCUCCUUCAAUAACUUAUCUCAAAGAAAAAUUCAUAGUAUAUGUAAAAAAAAAAAAAAGUAAAUAACUCGGUACAGUAUGUUAAAAUUUAAUCCCUGAAGAACUGCAGAUGUGGUGGGUGGUCCAAAAAAACCCUCAUAAAAUGUCUUGGUACAGUAUGUUGAAAAAAGUCAUAGUAUUAUCAUCAGUCCUCCCCAACACUGUCGCCUGGGUUGACAGUUUGACUACAGUUCACAAGCAGUGACGCGUGUCAUGUUCAAAGUCACUUCAAUCACCUUUCUUCCCCAUUCUGAUGCUUGGUUUGAACUUCAGCAGGUCAUCUUGACCAUUUCUACAUGCCUAAAUGCAUUGAGUUGCUGCCACAUGAUUCGCUAUUUUCCCUUAACGAGCAGUUGAAGAGGUGGACCUAAUAAAGUGGCGGGUGGCUAUAUGUGCGUAAAAGAGGUGUUCUUUUUAGAUGAGUACAAUUAAUUUUUCAACCAGUUAUCAAGACGUGCUCUUAAUAAUUAAAGGAUUAAAGAGGGCUUAUCUAUUCUAAUAAACAGGGGGUGUUUGCCUGCCUCUCCUCACAUGGGGGCAGUAUUGGAUGUUGCAAGAUCAAUAUUACUGGCAUUUGCACAAGCCUUGUAUUUGCAUUGUAAAUAUAUUAAAGUCAUGUAAAUGUUUGAUGUGAACAACGAAAUGAAAAAGCUUAGCUUUCACCAGGGGGCCUAAUAUUUUUGUUUGAGGGCCAACCAUUUAUUUUUACUGUAUAUUUAUCAGCAGGUUUAAAAACGAAUCACAGCUUUUUUGCCUCUUCUUCACACUGUCUGGCCUAAAUUCUGAGCUGUUUAUGUGACUUGAAUGGUGGAUUUUCGCAUUUUUGUAAGAGGGUAGUGGAGAUAAAAAUAGGAAACCAGGGAAGUCAGGUUACCGACAGAGGGCCAAGCACACCCCAAUGAUGUAACAGCAUCUCCCGUCUUACCACAGAUGGUUGAGAAAGGAAGACGUCUCACCCUGUAGCUUUUUCUUGUUACAGCAAUGGUCCUCACAGUCUCAGGCAGAUUACAGUUAAAUGUAAAAUGUUACAAAAAUAGAGAUAGUCAGUUUGACAUUGUCACUGAUCAUCAAAAUUAAUUUUCUCUUGUACCAGUCUUUAAACGACACAAUUGUUUCAGCACACUGUAAAAUACACUACUCAAAAAUAUUAAGGGAACACUUAAUGGUCACAGUGUAACACCAAGUCAGUUAAUCUUCAGGGAUAUCAAUCUUUCCAUUUAGGAAGCACAAGUGAUUGUGAAUCAGUUUCAUUUGCUUUGGUGCACGCGGUGGCCACAGACAGUUGCUCUCUCCUCAUCCUUCCUGACUGAUUCUUCUCUAGUUUUGUGUUCUGCUAGUGUCCUUGUCACUACUGGUAGCAUGAGGUGGUACCUGAAGUCCAAUUAGGUUGCACAGGUAGUCCAGCUCCUCCAGGAUGGCACAUCCAUAUGUGCGGUCGCAAGAAGGGUUGCUGUGUCCCCCAGCACAGUCUCAAGAGCAUGGAGGAGAUACCAUAUCCUUGGAGGGUUGCACAGACUUCCAUAUUAUAGCCAAUGGUACCCUUACAGCUGGUAGGUACCGAGUUGAAAUCCUCAGAGUGAUUGUCAGACCUUACUCUCGUUCAUCAAGAUCUUACGUGUGAUUUAAGUGUUCCCUUAUUUUUUUAGCAUUGUAAUUGACUGCACAUAUACUCUGUUGUGAUAAAACUGAGUGAGCGAGUGACCCUGACCCUGGGAACCCACUGGUUGUCUGGUUGGUACUGGUUGUGAAAGUUAAAUUGUUGUACUAUACUUAAUAUUACUGUAAUUUGAAGCAAUCUCUGGCAUAAGAAUUUUCUUUCGGAUAAAUAGAGUUCUAUUGAAUUGAAUUGAAAAUAAUGUAAUUUAUUGUGAAAUAUUACAGUUACAUAUUGUAACUUUCUGGAAUUAAUUUGCAGUGCAUGGGUCAAAUCACAUACAAGAUAAGUACCAUUGAAGGCUAAAGUCGUGGCGAUGAAUCUGGGCUGUCUUUCUGUAACUGAGUGACACAUCUUACUGUUGUAAACGAUCUUUGGCCACACGCCCAGCCUCAGCACCAGCGCAUCCCCACUCCACGGGGUUCUCCCCCCUCUGCCUGGACUAACAUUACCACGAAGCAUGAGAGGGAUGAGGCCUUCAUGAGUAGGACAAACACCACCGGACCUCGUUCUUCUUCUCCGGAGCUCGUUUGUCGCGGUCCGUUAUGUCUUUGAGCCUGCUUCCCCUCUCGCCAUGCCCGCCGCUGAUCGCUCCCUGCCACCGCCGCCGCAGCUGCUGCUGCUCCUUCUGCCGUCGUUGCUUUUGAUUUCGUGCCUGGAUGAGGCGGUGGGAGCAGCGGAGGAGGGCGGCGUCCUGCCCUCCUCUUCCUCUCCCGGGGACAAUGGCCUCAGCACCGCGGUCGGAGACUCGUCUGCCACCGAACCGACAGCCCCGGGGCCAUCCCUGGGCCCCUCCGCUCUGAUAGAAGAGCCCCAGUUUGCCCUGAAGGUCCUGGUGAGGGAUCUCGUGACCCGUCAGCCUCUGCUGGGUGCUGUGGUGGACGUCUAUGUGAACCACACUCUGAGGAGCUCUGACAGGGCAGGGGAGAGAGGUGAGGUUCUGCUCUGGGUCGCAUACAGCCCAGGCCUCAGUCUGACUCUGCUGGGCACCAAGGAGGGCUACGUCCCCAGCCCCCUGCCCUGGACCACUGCCAAGAGACCGAUUUUCUCUGCUGUCACAUUGCUGCUGCUCCCUCACAGUCAGGGGAACAUCUGGCUGUUUGAAGACUCAGUGCUCAUCACCAGGAAGUUACCUGACAGCUCAUCCCAACCCAAGGUGAAGUUCCCCAAGAACCUCCUCACAAUGUCUGAUAAGAGCAACAUCUCCUCGGUGACAGCAUACUUGACUGUGCCACAGCACCACCUAGCGAAGGACUGUGCCAACUGCACUCCAGGCAUCAUCAGUAAAAAAUCAUUGCUCAGAAGUAUCGAGCUGAAGGCGGUGGCAGCUGUCAGUGUCCUGCUGUACUCUGGUGGUGAGGAGCUCCAGGUUCGUGGGCCUAUUCAAAUCAGCCUGCCCCUGGGACACAGCACGCACCUCAGGGCCUCUGACACCGUGCCAGCCUGGGCCUUUAACCUGAAGACUGGUGCCUGGGAGAAUCAGGGACUGGGAAUAGUGAAAAGAGUUGGCAACGAGCUGGUUUGGACAUACACCGCUUCCCAUCUGGGCUACUGGAUCGCUGCCCCCCUUCCCUCAUCAAAUGAUUACCUGGCACAUGGAAACUCCAUUGAUUUCAUAUCAUACCACACCUACCUGUUGAUGGGAAUACUGGGAGCAACGCUGGCAAUAGUGAUUGGAUUUCUUUCCUUGCUGCUGUGUCACUGCGGGAGAGGUUCUCAUCGAGAGCCCAGGCGGAGGAGAGCACGCUUUUCCAAACUCACGGUGGUGAAAAAAGACCAAACCACCUCCACCCACAUGGAAGAGGGUUUGCUGUUCCGUUCUGGCGAGAACAGCCUCGCUUCCUGCAGCGUCCAGUGUGAACCCUCGUCCACGCCAAGGCACAAAGCCAACUACAACAUCUAUGUGGAGGAUCCAGGGAGUCGCCCCGCAGCUCCUCUUUAUGAGAACAUCGCUCUGGAUCGGAUCAAAGGUUCCCAGCCGCCGUCUCACUACAUCAACAGUGAGGAAGUGGCUCGGCUUCGGGAGAAGUCAGAGCAAGCCAACAUGAACUCUGACAAUUUCUUUCAAGAUAAGCUGGUUCAUAUCUACAACCAGCCGGUGGCCAUUAUUCAGGCACCGGAGCUUUUCGGUGCUCAAGAGCAGCAUAAGUCUGCCACUUUCCCCCGCAACGGGGUGGAGUAUGAUGCUCACUCAGAGCCUCCAAGUAAAGACAGCUACACCCAGACACUACCCAAAGCUCCUCACCAUCACUCCCAAGGUGGAGGCAGCCCACGGCAGAGCAACCAAGAUGAGCCCCAGCCUCUGGAGACUCCUCCUCCAGGCCAAGGCCCUAACGCUGUCGUGUGGGGACGCUACAGUAACCUCCUGGAAUCUUCCGUCUCCGUGCCUGGGACUCUUAAUGAGGCAGCUGGUAUGGAGGCCUUCAGCGGCGGGCAUGGUGUACCCAGCGAGCUGCAGGGGAUUUCAGAGCGCACCUUGCUGGAGCUGACCCGGGGCAAGUCUCACCCCAGAGCCUGGUUUGUCUCCUUAGACGGGAAGCCCGCUGCCCAGGUUCGCCACUCCAUAAUUGAGCUCCAGACUCGCCACCGCCCACCGAGCAGCAACGACACUAGCCUGGACUCAGGGGUGGACAUGAACGAGCCCCAGCAGAAUAUUCGCGAGACAGAGCGCGACAGGCCCUCGAUCAGGGCCUCCUCCCUGCCGCAUCACAGCCGAGGGGGGCGUUACGGCGAAGAGCAGGACCUGAGCAGCAGCGAGAGUGGCACAACAGCCACCUGUACGCCAGAGGACCCUUCCCUGAGGAACAUUUUAGACGGGAGCAGCGGGGCUAUCCCCAAUAUUCCCGAAGAGCGAGACGGAAUGGAUACAUCCAGCGCUCAGGAGGACAGCGAGUCAAGAGGUACGCCGCCUCCACGGCGCCUGAGGAAGGUGAGGGAGAAGGGGAAGACAGAAAAGAGGAGUGCCAAGCAUGUCCGCGAAGGGCGACCUCUGACCAAGCGGAGUUAGAGCACGGCUCAUUGCAAGCAUUUUUUCAUCAGUGCUUAAUUUAAAUGUCCCAUCAACCGUUUAAGACACAUUAUGCUAUGGUGUCAUUAGUGCUGAGUGAUCCAAAUUAGUUUUUACCAUUUGUGCUCACGCUGGCAUUGUUGUUGUUGAGUUUUGUGAUUGUACAACUUUGCCAAAGAAUGCUAUGCUCGAGAAACAAAGCAGGAUCUGUGUCACGUUGAAGCAUCAUGUAGCUGCUGUUAGACAAAUCUGUGCACCAUGUCCCCUCAUUCUCUGAAGAUCACCAGCGAGAUUCUUCACAGCAAAACGUCCGUGUGAACACGAUAUCCCAUAAUCCCCAGUACUGGCAUUAUAGAGGGUGCCUUCUUACUGCCUGUAAUCAUUAAAUAUGAUCACAGUAUUUGUCUAUAUUGAGUCAGAGCCGGUGAGUUUGCAGGAUGGACACAGAUACAGGUCUAUGUGUAGUGCACUUAUCCUCACCGUAAAUGCCUGCUGUAAAUUAAAUAAGAUAUUGAAGCUUUCCCGGUUUGCAGUGCUGACAUCUUGAUUUGAUCAUCCAGCCUCAUUUUACUUAAACAGACUCUGGGGUUCAUGAACGACUCAGUUAUGUCAUUAUUAGAAUCAGCUCUGUCAGAAAAAUUCACGUUUUUAACUCAUGACAUAAUUAUAUUGGAUUUGUUGACAACUAAUCUGACUCCAGUGAAUUUUGGAGUGAUGUACAUUGUAAAACUAAGCUGCCAUUUUGAAGCUAUGACACCUGAUGUUCAAGAUUUGAAGCCUACAAUUAUUUUAGAAUGCAUGAAAAUGAAUGUCUCCUUGUGUGUAUGAAAAUGAUUUUACUGUAGAGCUAACAUUACAUUAUCGUAGCUGUUUGAUUACUUACUGAAUGGUUUGUUUCAUUGUCUAGUCUUGGAGGGAAACUCAGUGUUGUGCUGCCGACUGUAACUACGGGAAGGAACUUUUACAACAAUAAUAGACGAAGACUCCUACAGUGUGGGUAUUACAUUGUAAGAACCAUCCUCCAAAUAUGCAGAAGCCCAGUAAAUCCAAUUUUAAACCACAUCCCAUAAAGUGUGGGAUGAUUCAGACUGCCUGUCUGAAGCAAUCAGAUACAACAGCCUGAUGCGACAUUCAUAUGGAUCACAUAGACAGCAAACUCAUUUUAGUGAGGGAGAUAAGGACAGUAAAAUUAGAUGAGGCCAACAAAGAAUGCUGGUAAUGGUAGCCGUCAUUGCUGUUCAAAGUUUAAAUAUUUCAACUUUUUGAUGUCCUCAGCAAGGGCAUUUACAGGAUGUUACGUAGCUCCUUCACACAAGGAGAAAACACAAACAAAAUAUUAGAAUAAUUACAUAAAAAAUAUUAUCAAUAUAUUUUAUUCCGUUCUCUGUAAACAAUACAGUUUUACCAUCCCAACCUACAAGUUAACAUGUUUGGUUUUACCAUCCUGCCAUUCUGUGAGACUCCUUGUUUUUCCUGUGCCGCCUAGAACAUGUUGUCCACCUGCUGUCUACCGUCUGUCUGAUUUCAUGUGAACACAGCAUUAAAAAGGAGUAAAUGCUGAUUGGUUGGAGGAAUGCUGUUUAAAAUAUUGUAAGUGUACAGGUGUGAGCGAACUAUUUGAUAUAUAUUUGCAAUAUUAAGGAGGCCAAAACCUUGUCUUUAGCCCCAAAAUGCAUUAUUUUCUUUUAAUCACAUACAGUGAAUUACCUUGUAAUUAUUUUCUUUACAACAUUAAUUUGGUGCCUUUCACAACCUGUAUUACCAAGCCUCUUAGUACCUUGACAAAAACAUAUAAGGCUGUUCAUUCAUAACAUUGACGUUACAAUUCCACAUCUACAUUUGAAUACUGUGCAGCUUCUUUCUGUUUGUAUGUCCAAUCAUUUUGUUUACACCCAGUAUUUCAGCACAGUUGCUGAUAAAGAUUAGGCUACACUUGUACUAUUAGUGUUGUACUAUUAGUGUUGUACUAUUUGUCAAAUUAAAUUCCAGUGGUGGCUGCGUACGAUUGUUUCCGAGUCAUUUUAAACUUGUUACAGGGUGUCUACAGGUAUAAACAAGUUAAAUUUAAGACUUUUAAGACCUUUUUAAUGCCACUUAAAAUGAAAUUUAAGACUAAACUUGCGAUGUAAAUACACACUAAAAGCAAAAAUAUACUGUCCAUGUAAACACAUUGAUAGCAGUUCAGAAUCAGACCUGAUGAUACUUUCUGUGCUUACAGCUCUGCAUGUGCAAUUUCCACCACCCUGAUUCCCAUUUUACAUUUGAAACACCUUUGACAUACGGUAUAGUUUACCUUGUAAACAUUUCAGGGCACUGGAUUUAAUCAUGAGUAUUCUUUUGAGCUUUUUGCCCUUUUACUUGCAUUUUCCCAUUGCUUGAAAGGUCGUAGUUUAAUGAUGCAGACUCAUUACAUAAGUGCAUUGAGGGGGCAAAAGUAGGGGUGUUGCACACAUACAGGUGUUGUGUAAGUCUGGUGCCCCAUCUAAUAGUAUUUCCCUCUUGUUAAAAUUAUGUUUCCUAUAGCAGCAACACCAAAAAUUAUAUCAGUGAUGUGACAAAAAAAAAUUAAGACCCAGUCAAUCUGAAUUUAAUUUAAUAGAGGUUAAGGUAAAGUUAGUAAAGUAAAUAAGACUGUAAAGGAUCCGCGGCCACCCUGCGUUAAGUCCAAAUGGCUUUUUUUUUUUUUUUUUUUUUUUUACAAAAGGAAGAUGUGAUCAUUUUGAAAAUUCCAAAUAUGUUUUUAUCUGACAAAAUAUUCUACUUCAGUCCAUAUUUGCUAGCAUUUAGCCUUUCAAAAACAACAUUUUUACUGGCUUCCGCUGCUGGAGGCACGCACCUGUAUUAACAGGGUGGUCUAGCAACAAGCUAACUGUACCAUAAAUUUAAAAAAAAAACUUACCCAUCAAAUGAGAUGAAUCACUUUGUACAAAUGAAGGAUUUUGUAAAAGGAUUUUUCUUAGGGUGAUGACAUUAUAAAAUAUGACAACAGACAUUCAAAGCUUCUGGAAAACCUCAGUACAAACUCUGAAUGUCAAAAAACAGAUUUGAAAUAGCCUUAAAAUAUAUUUGCUUCCUCACCAUAAAAAUUACUUUCUAUAUGUUGUUGUUUUGCUAUUAUUUAAGAAAGAAGGAUGGUGUUCUACUAAUUUUUCAACUGAAAGUUUUAAAAUUAAAUUUUGUAGACAUUCAGGGUGCCCAGAAAAUAAAUUGUUCCAAUUAUGGUGAUCCUUUUUCCACAAAUGCCACCAUGACGUCAACAUUUGUGGUUUUUGUCAAAUGUUUCAACAACAAUUUUCAUCAUGAUCCCUCAAUAUUUCCAUCAUCAGGUCAAAAUUUUCUACACUUUGGUUUAACUUUGGUUUUAAGUAGUAUAUAUCUAACCUUUCACAUCUGUCCUCUACUUAUUGACAUCAGCUUUUGUCUUAAGUCAAAUAAAACAUAACUUUAUAUGUCCCCAAUUGUUACACAGCAUUCCCACAAACCUACCAAAUCUUGAGAGUGUAAAUACCACAACAGCAAUGGCAACAAUACCAAUACUGACAUCAUUGCCCAUCCAAGAUAAAGUCUGGCAAAACCUUCACCAAGAAUACCACAACACAGUUUUACUAGCAGUAUUUACCAUAAAUUGAAAUGGAAGCUUUGCAGCAACAGUUUUGCCAUAUUUAGUCUUCCGUCAUACUGUAAAUUUUUUCCCUGAUGAGGUCACUUUGUAUGUAGAAAGCUCCAUUCUGCAGCUCCAUUCAUAUCUUCUUUGUCUGUAUAUAGCAAAGCAACAUUUUAUGUAUCGUGUGGCUGUGAUUUAACUUAUUUUGUGCUGUUUUUCUUUCAUCUAAAAGUCUGAGAGGUGUGUCAGUGUAAUGGUCGAAUGACACGGUUUUUGAACCAGAGUCAUACGAGAUAUAUUAAUAUUUUUUUUUAGGUUAGCCUGUGUCUUUUAAAGGGAGUGCACAACAAGCCCGAGCUUUGUAAUUUUAAAUGUAGCAACAAGUUCAGCACUUAACCUUUCGGUAUGCUUACAAAUGAAACUACUUUCUCCCGCUCGUCAUCAGCUUGAAGACACAGUACACCCCAGCUUAGACAGCAACUUGAGAAGUAGUUUGUGAACACUUUGUGCUGAUAAUUCCUGACAAGCAAAUCAAGCCCAAUACCACUCCCGUUUCAGAGUGAUUUUGCUGAAUGUAUCUGUAUUGAUUUUAAUGUGUUUGAUAGUGUGCUCCUUUUGUGUCUAGUCAUUGAACCUCAUGGGCUUUUGUUUCUUGUUUGUUCCACCGUUUGUGUUUACCUCUGUAAUGAUGGUAGUAAUACUAGUCUUGCCUUUUUGUGCACUAAAUUAAUAAACUUAA